GCGCUGUCAUGGCGGGGGUGCUGAAGAAGACUACUGGCCUCGUGGGAUUGGCUGUAUGUGACACUCCACACAAGAGGCUAAGAAUAUUGUACACAAAGAUUCUUGAUGUUCUUGAGCAAAUCCCUAAAAAUGCCGCAUAUAGAAAGUAUACAGAGCAGAUUAUAAAUAAGAAGCUGGCUAUGGUUAAAGCGGAACCAGAUGUUAAGAAAUUAGAAGACUGGCCGGGUUCGGUGGCUCAGCCUGUAAUCNNUCAGGCUGAAAAUGAACUAAAUCUGGCGAGAAAAAUGAUGCAAUGGAAACCUUGGGAGCCGUUAGUGGAAGAGCCUCCUGCUGAUCAGUGGAAAUGGCCAAUAUAAUCAUUAAAUGACUUUGGUGGGUUGAUGGAAAACUAAUGUAAUUAAACAUUCUGUU
Molecule: messenger RNA, 411 nt
Organism: Carlito syrichta (Philippine tarsier)
Lineage: Eukaryota; Metazoa; Chordata; Mammalia; Primates; Tarsiidae
Product: NADH dehydrogenase [ubiquinone] 1 alpha subcomplex subunit 5-like
Exons: 2
Coding region: 9-356 (115 amino acids)
Biological process (GO): respiratory electron transport chain
Source: RefSeq, a predicted model, not a curated record